UCUGGCUGGUAGUUCCUUGACCUGGCCCUAUCUGCUGGGUGAAUUCUACCAAAAAAUGGAACUCAGCAGGUUUCUGUCCCAUCUGAUACUGUCUGCCAUUCUCCAUCAAGUGAGCCCCUCGAGUGUGAGCCCCUCUGUGUUGGAAAUUGAGGACAAGGUGCUUUUGCAAUGCAAUUCCAGUGUCAUGUGGCUAGAAGGCACAGUGGGAACAGAGUUAGCAGUCAAUAAAAAUCUGGACUUGGGAAAACGCAUCCUGGACCCACGAGGAAUGUAUAUGUGUAAAGGGAAUGACACGAAGAAGUCCACUGUGCAAAUAUAUUAUCGAAUGUGCCAGAACUGUGUGGAGCUGCACCCAGGCACCCUGGCUGGCAUCAUCGUUGCUGACAUUAUUGCCACUCUGCUCCUUGCUUUGGGAGUCUACUGCUUUAUAGGCCAUGAGACUGGAAGGCUCUCUGGAGCUGUGGACACUCAAACUCUACUGAGGAACGAGCAGCUCUAUCAGCCUCUCCGAGAUCAUGAUGAUGGUCAGUACAGCCGUCUUGGAGGAAACUGGGCUUCGAACAAGUGACCCUGAGACCCAGUGGCUUCUAGAAGCAUCACUAUCAACUGUGCCUUCUCUCUUUGCUCAGCCAAUAAA
This is a messenger RNA of Urocitellus parryii (Arctic ground squirrel), 637 nucleotides long. It is a transcript of the gene Cd3d, whose product is annotated as CD3 delta subunit of T-cell receptor complex. Gene Ontology annotation, molecular function: transmembrane signaling receptor activity. Gene Ontology annotation, biological process: positive thymic T cell selection; cell surface receptor signaling pathway. The record is from RefSeq and is a predicted model, not a curated record. Lineage: Eukaryota; Metazoa; Chordata; Mammalia; Rodentia; Sciuridae. Gene Ontology annotation, cellular component: external side of plasma membrane; membrane; alpha-beta T cell receptor complex.